Trichoplusia ni (cabbage looper) is the source of this 2358-nucleotide messenger RNA. RefSeq names its product probable ATP-dependent RNA helicase DDX20. Gene Ontology annotation, biological process: spliceosomal snRNP assembly. Gene Ontology annotation, molecular function: ATP binding; RNA helicase activity; RNA binding. The transcript is spliced from 3 exons. The coding region runs from base 136 to 2295 and encodes 719 amino acids. Gene Ontology annotation, cellular component: SMN complex. The record is from RefSeq and is a predicted model, not a curated record. NCBI's taxonomy places the organism in Eukaryota, Metazoa, Arthropoda, Insecta, Lepidoptera, Noctuidae.
AUUUGUACAGAAUAUAUAAUUGUCAAAUUGACAGCAUAUAACAGCUAAUCAUAAUUUAAACCAAACAAAAGCCAAUUUCUGUGUUAUUAUUAAUGAUAAUAUGUGAUAAAUUGUGAUUCCCCUAAUCUUAUAAUCAUGGUUCUCGCCCACGAUAUUACACAAGGGUUAAGAACUCAAGAUGUUCAAGUAUCCGAAGAUAUAACCUUCGAUACCAUGCUACUUGCACCGAAUACUUUGGAAGGUCUGACCAACGCUGGGUUUUACAAACCUUCACCUAUCCAAUUACAUGGCAUACCCUUAGGAAAAUGUGGAUUUGAUCUUCUACUUGAGGCUAAGUCAGGUACUGGCAAAACAGCAGUCUUCACUAUUAUAGCUUUGGAGAAAAUAAGUUUAGAAAUAGGUGUGCAAACAAUUAUUUUAGCACCAACAAGAGAAAUUGCUUAUCAAAUAUGUGAUGUCAUUAAACAAAUUGGUUUAAAAUAUGAAAAACUAAAUGUUGAAGUUAUUAUAGGGGGUCUACCUGUCCAAGAGGAUAUAGUAAAAUUUAAAUCACCUGUACAAGUAGUAGUUGCUACCCCUGGAAGGCUGCGACAUUUAAUACAAGCUAAACACAUAGAUGUAUCAGCUGUUAGAUUAUUAAUUCUUGAUGAAGCAGAUAAGUUAAUGGAUAAAAGUUUUCAGACAGAUAUUAACUAUAUUUUUAAAUUUUUGCCCAAAGAAAAGCAAGUUAUAAUGAGUAGUGCAACAUACCCUGAACAACUCAAAACUCUCAUGAAGCUGUAUGUUCAAAAUGCACAACAUAUAUGUCCUGACAGUACAAAUAUACUCUUAGGAAUCAAACAAUUUAUUAUUACCGUAAAAUAUAAUUCUAAUAUUGUAAAGCAAACACAAUUCAGAUUUGAAGAGUUGUUGAAAAUACUGUCAAAAAAACACUUCAAGCAAUGUUUGAUUUUUUGCAAUUAUCAAGUUAGAGUUAGAGACUUGUGCAAGAUGCUCACGCGUGAAAAAUGGCCUGCCGAACAGCUUCAUGGCCAGCAAGACCAAGCAGAUCGUUUAGAUGCACUGAAAACAUUACAGGAAUAUAAAUGCAGGAUAUUAGUAUCUACAGACUUAGCAGCAAGGGGUAUAGAUGCCUCCAAUGUUGACCUGGUCAUCAAUUUUGAGCCACCAUUAGAAUGGCAGGUAUAUUUACACAGAAUUGGACGCGCAGGAAGGUUUGGUUCUUACGGUAUGGCUGUCACUAUACUGAGUAAAGGAGAUGAAGAGCUUAAAUUUAAAAAAGUCAUGUCAGCAAUUAAUGUUGAUUUGAGAAACUUCUGGGAUGAAGAAAAAAAUAUUCUUAAUAAUGCAGAACAUACCACUAGUGAAUACAGUGAAUUAUUCAAUAAAUUAACUAGUAAUGUGCAGUGUGAUGGAGUAAUAGAAAAUGUGGAAAUACUACGCAAUACGUCAGCUUAUCCUCUGGAAAGUAAGAUUGAGUCCUUUGAUGAAUUACUAUCUCAUUUUGAAUCCCAUGAAUUUAGUUCCUCACUUGAUUUGAAUAUCGAAUGUAAUAAUAAUAAUAAUUCUAUUUCAAACGCAUUGGAUACUGAUGUUUCUCCUAAACUCAACUUAAAUAAAACUACAAACGAAGAACUUGAAGAAAAUUUAUUACUAAUUCGAAAUAUUUUUCAUACUGGCAAAGAUCAAAACUCUACGAGCAGCAGUAAAGAAAUACCUAGCAGUAAAGAAAAGAUGCAGCAUGUGAUAGAAUGCAAUAAGAGGAAUGAAUUACCUUCAGAAAAUGUUGUCGAUAUAGACAAGGAAAUACAAGAUUUAGGAUCGGAGGACACUGAUAAAGCACUAUUAGCUGCUGGACUUCCAACUUUCUUUAAUUCUUCAAAAAUGCAAAGAAAAGAAAAGAGACUGCAAACAAGAAUGGAACUUUCAAAUAAUAGAAAUCGAAGAAAAGAUAUUGAUUUACAGCAGGAUUCCAAGGUUAAUAAAGUUCAGAGUUUUGCAAAAUUCAGUAGGAUAGAAGAAGACAAAAUCAGACUUCAAAAUGUCGGAGUAGAUUCUAAUUUGUCUGGUAGAUACAUUAAUAAAGAUGUGAAACCUAUUGAUAAAUCUAAGAAGGUACAGGAACUCAAAACGCAAAAUUAUACACAAAUAAAUGAAUAUCAUGUUAAUUCCCAAACUUAUGUAUGUGAAGCAAUGAAUUGGGAUAAAAAAUAUAAAACUUGGUAUAAACAGCUAAAGUCGCAUAUACAACAAGUUCAAAUGGCUUUGUAUAUACAAGAACUAUCUGAAAUGUAGGGAUUUUAAGAGUAAUGUAGAAAAUAUUUAACGAAUUUAAUGAAUAAAACAUGUUUUAAGAAU